AUGAAUAUCGAUAUCAUAAAAUCUAGUAAAGAAUACCUACACAAGCCAGAAACCUUAUUCGAAAUUCACCGAAUUUCCAACUGUUCCAGAAUCCAACGGUCAGGAGAAAGACUUACAUUACCAGAUGAAGAGCUUUAUCUUACAAUGAGGGCUUCUCCAAAUUCCAGUAUAGCAAUUCAUACUCCCCAAACCCGUCCUCACUCCAGUUAUAUGCAUAAACCAAGUACGCCUCCUAAUUAUUUUCAGAAGAAAACAAGACAUGAAGGCUAUUUUGAAAGCGAAAUGUUCAUUUCGCAUAUUCAUCUAGAGGAGAGACAGGUAAGACCUAAAUCACGGGAUUAUUUAACUCCAAAAUUCUUUGAUAAAAUAGGAAGCAGAACUCCAAGUCCAGAACCAGCAAAAAUGAAUGAGACUUUAAAAUUUUCGUAUGAUUGCUGUGACAAACUAAAUAUUGAUGAUAGUUGUAUUAAUACAGAAAUAUGUCGAAGAUCUGGGAGAAUUAUAAAGUUUCAAGAUAAGAAGAAACUGUUUUCAAGGAAAUAUCAACAAAUGCUUUACCAGCAAAGUCCAAUAAAUGCCAAACUCUUUACAAAACAUAGAAUUAAAAGAAACGCCAGGUCAAGCAGAGAAAUCAUUCCUCAAACAAGAGCAAUGUCUACAGAGCCAAAAAGAAGGUUUACGAGGAAACUGAUGGUAAGUGGGACUGUCAAAGAAUAUGCUACCAGAAUACACAGCGAUAGAAAUAAAUCAAGCCAGUCCAUUAAAAAAAUAUUGGCUGUUGUUCCUAGCCCAACAUCUGGAGAAGUUUUCAGAGUUCAAAUAAAAUCUGUUUCUACUCAUACAUAA
Messenger RNA from Blepharisma stoltei, 846 nucleotides. The record is from the annotation of a GenBank genome assembly. Lineage: Eukaryota; Ciliophora; Heterotrichea; Heterotrichida; Blepharismidae.